Molecule: messenger RNA, 501 nt
Organism: Raphanus sativus (radish)
Lineage: Eukaryota; Viridiplantae; Streptophyta; Magnoliopsida; Brassicales; Brassicaceae
Product: glycine-rich cell wall structural protein-like
Exons: 2
Coding region: 1-501 (166 amino acids)
Source: RefSeq, a predicted model, not a curated record
AUGGGUGGUGGACAUUGUGACCAAAUCCCUAAGGGUGGUGGACCUGAGGGCCAGUGUCCGGGUGGUGGUAGUGGGCAAGGCGGACAUCUCCCAAGGUGUGGAGGUGGACAAGGCGGCCAGUUCCCAAAGGGUGGUGGACCUGGUGUCCAGCUCUUCGAGAAUGGUGAAUGUGGCAGCGAGAUCUCCGUAGAUGGUGGGCUUGGAGGCCAACUCCAUGUAGGUGGUACAUCUGGAAGCCAAUUCUCCGAGAGUGGUGGACUUGGUGGCCGGAUCCCCGGGUGUGUUGGGUGUGGCAGCCAACUGUCCAGAGGUGGUGGACUUGUGGGCCAGUGCGCAGAUGGUGGUAGACAAGAUGGCUUACAUCCCGGUGGUGGUCUCUCUUUUGAAUGCAGUGGUCUGCAUCUUGGUGGUUCAAAUGACAUAAAAGAUUGCCAACGAGGUACUUUGGAGAAAGUUGAAGUUAGGUUCCUUGGAGGAACAAUUGCUAAACGUGAGCAAUGA